This is a messenger RNA of Blumeria graminis f. sp. triticale, 291 nucleotides long. Lineage: Eukaryota; Fungi; Ascomycota; Leotiomycetes; Helotiales; Erysiphaceae. The record is from the annotation of a GenBank genome assembly.
AUGAGUACCAUGGUUAAUUUAAUGCGAACAGAUUCUGCGCGGCAGGCAAGAUCUAUAUAUCGUCAAUUGCUAAAGCAGAGUCAACAAUUUGCAUCAUAUAACUUUAGAGAGUACGCGAAGAGGAAGACUCAUGAUUCAUUUAGGGAAAACAGAGAUGUUCAAGACAAUUUAAGUAUCCAAAAACUGAUUCAAAAAGGACAAAAAGAACUGCAGUCUUUGAAAAGGCAAACUGUCAUCAGUCAAUUUUACCAGCUCGAUCAACUUGUGGUUGAAGGAAAAAAGACAUCCUAA